CAGCUGAUGCAUUUCGCGCCAUUUAUUGUAUUUUAGUUUGUUUAACGACACGACGUGAAAUUCAGCCUUUUAUUCAUAAGUACAAUGACAACCUUAAUAGAACAGUUAAUUACGAAAAUGGGCCUAAGGGAGGAGCCAAACGUUUUAGAGAAAACCACUGAAUUAGUGCGCCUUCUGGAACUGCGCUCAACGAAUGUCCCCCUGCAGAUCAACGAGUACGGGAAGAUAGUGUUGUGUGCGGAUCUCGCUUCCUGCAUGAUGGGGAUCGGGUUCGACAAGGAGCAGGCUCUAAAAUUGUCCGGAUUGCGCAAGAGCCACUACCUCAACAACAAGCGGAUGUUUGAGAAGCUCCUGGACCUAAACAAACUGGCUAGCGUGAAUGACAUCUGUGUCCAGCUGGGUCUCAACGAAGUUGCCCGCAAGGCGGAGGAGCUAAUGACUCUCUUCAGAGCCGUAGCGGCCACCGAGGACACCGGUAUCGACACCACCCAUCCUCAGUACGCCACUAUGGCCGUGUUCCAGGCCUGCCGCAUGGUCAAAAAGAAGGUCUCCAAGUCAAAGCUCAUGCCCUUCAGUAACCUGCGACCCUCCCAGUUUCAGCUGCUUGAGCAGCAGUGGGAACGCAUGAUAGCAAAGCACCACAAGGAGAGCAAAGUACCAUCAAGCAGCGAUGUGGAUGGUAAACUUAAGGACAUCCAGAAUGAGAAUAUCAAGGGCCAGGAGGCGAAGAAGGCACAGAAGCCUCAGGCGGAGGACUACGAGAUAUGGAAGGCGCGAAUGCUGGCCAUGGCGCAGGCAAAACUGAAGGAAUUGGAAGCACCCCAAUCCCAUAUGGAUAGUCAACUUCUCGAGGCUUAGGGAUUUAUAUUUUACAUCCAUUAAACAUUUCCUAGUGAAAUUCAGCUUGACUUGAUAGAUACUUACCUAAAACUUAUUUAAUUCAUUAAGCAUUCUCAUUAGUUGUAAGUAAUAUAGAGAGCGCAUUAUAAAAAAAAAAUUUCAUUUAA
This is a messenger RNA of Drosophila santomea, 1007 nucleotides long. It is a transcript of the gene Orc6, whose product is annotated as origin recognition complex subunit 6. The record is from RefSeq and is a predicted model, not a curated record. Gene Ontology annotation, molecular function: DNA binding. Bases 85 to 858 code for a protein of 257 amino acids. NCBI's taxonomy places the organism in Eukaryota, Metazoa, Arthropoda, Insecta, Diptera, Drosophilidae. Gene Ontology annotation, cellular component: nuclear origin of replication recognition complex. Gene Ontology annotation, biological process: DNA replication initiation; DNA replication. The transcript has 2 exons.